Molecule: messenger RNA, 3060 nt
Organism: Peronospora matthiolae
Lineage: Eukaryota; Oomycota; Peronosporomycetes; Peronosporales; Peronosporaceae
Source: the annotation of a GenBank genome assembly
AUGGCAACGGCGUCAUCGGAGAGCAACAGCAAGCGCAAGCGGAAGCGCAUGAGCAAGCUACCAGCAGCAACAACGGCGUCGCUGUCGUCGUUGCCUCGAUCCUUUGCUGUCGAUGCCCAGCUCCAGACACUGGAGAACUGGCAUCGUGCCUUGACGAUCGACAUGCGUGAGCUGCGGCGCGAGGGCUCUCGCGUUCGCUCUGAAGUAACAAAAGUUCAAGACGCGGUCCAAGUUGCAGUGGAAAAGGCCGCGCGCUGUGUCGUGCAGACCCAUACAGCAGUGAAGGUCAGCGGUCAAGUGAAAGAGGAGACACAGCGCCAGCUCCGAGCAGCCGAGACGCGGUUCAAGGUCGAGUUGAGUCAAUUAACCACUCGCUUGAUGAGGAUGGAGACGAGGCUGAGCCAGUGCACGGACAAGAGCGUCACUGAGGAGUUUCUCAUGACGCAGCUGACGGAGCUCCACGAGCACUACGAGAACGAGCUGAUGAAGGUGCGCGAGGGACGGGACGUGGUGUUGGACACGCAGGAGCAACAGCUGAAGAAGGUGGUCCAAUGGCAUGACGAGACGAUGCAAGAGGUCCAGUUAUUGAGGAAAAUGAUGCAGUCAUUGAAGGACGAGACGUCCAGGACAGGGCAGCUGUGCGGGUCACAGGACGGAGCAGUCACGUGGCAAGAGAUGCAGAAGCUGCGGCAGCAAGUAGAGAAGAUGGAGAACGAGAAGCGGGAGGAACAGAACAACACGAGAGCAGAGCUGGAGGCGCUGACGAACAGAGUGAGGGAGAUCGAGAGACAAGGUGUGGACACGAUAUCUCAUCGUGUGAUGGACAGAGAUGAGGUGAGAGAGGACGGAUGUACAUCUGCAGUGGGGUGGGCGACGCCAGAAUCCCUUGACAUGCCUCGUCUUUUAAAGGAUGUUGUGCGUCAAGAGGAUUUGGUUGGGAUCCAGAAUGAAUUACGACGGAUCAAUCACGACUUUCAAGCUGUUGGUAUCGAUAUUGCAUCGCUUGCAAAGCAGAUCAGUGCUCGGGCGAGUCAGCAAAAGCAUAUUGCUGAAACAAGGCUGAAAGAACUGAGUACGCAGCUGUUCGACGCACUAGAUCAUGAUUCACGGCUGCAUGCUACGGAGAUCACACGACUGAAAGACGCUUUGUUUGACGUGCAGAGCAAACAUCGUGAAUUUGAUCAGGGGAUGAGACGACUGGAUGAUGCCGUCCGGCACACAGUCGCUGCUCGACGAGACCGUGGACAAGGCUCGGACUGGCAAUACGGUGGAUCUCCGCCCUCUGUACCGCUGGCAUUGCAGCCACCGCGAUCACCUUCAGUGACCUUUCGGAACUAUCGAGAAAGACCCUCACGUUACGAGCCAGCGCAAGAGUCUUCAUCAUAUGAUAUCACAUGGGCAUCACGGAGAGGACGUCGGAGCCGGAGCCGAAGUCCGCAUCGUCGGGGCCGUAGCCCGCACAAUCGUUCGUCGUGGGGUGAACCUCAAUAUGAUUCUUGUUACAGCGAAUACGAAUCGGUGACAUCUGCCCAAGACGCUCAAAGUGAUGAUCACUCUCGUUACGACAGUCAAGGAUACAAUUCGCGAGGUAAUGAUGGAGUCGACUAUGCUACGAAUCCGCGUACGUUAUGCACGGACUCUGCGCAAGUUGCUUACAGGGAUACCAGGCAAGAUGCAGUAGAGCGAAAGCAAGAAUCGACUCGACCUACUCGCCGCAAAGGACGGUCUCGCAAGACACAGGAGGUUAUUGUCAUUGAAGACGACGACGAUGACGACUAUCACGGAGACCGUAUUGCAGUCGAACGAGAGCCGUUCGCAACUCGAAGUGAGGCCCCUCUUGAUGUACUGUCGGAUGAGAAAGAAGUGCUGCAGCCUACUGAUGUUGUUAUGAUCACACCAGCCGUUGAUGUUGGUGUAAUGGCACCAUCAGCCAGCUUGGAGGGUGCUCGUGCCGAAACGAAUGAUCGGUUGCAGCAAGAAGAAGAUCUACAAAUGGGCUUUUUGCUGUACUUUUGCUUGGGUGGCGCUCCCGAUCUGAACGUCCAAUGGGCUACCAGUUUUACACAGCUGAAGGACGAUGAGUGUGUAGAACUGUCUCGAGUGCAUCGGUUUCAGCUUCGAUACGUUUUUCUGCAAAUUUUUCCGGUGUACUUGACGCAGUGCCUUCUUCAAGCCGUGGUUUUGAACAGGCAGAAUGUGCCAGAACGGAACAAUUCGGAGGCUUCCCGAAUAACUUGUGCUCUCGAUGCUUGUAGCAUACGCGCCAAGUAUUGUGAUAUCAUAAAACAGAAGCAUCUUUUGUGGGCCGAAUAUCUGAUCGAGCACUUGACAAAACGAGCCCAUGGAACGGACGCAUCGACUUUUGACAAGCUAGGACUGUCUGUGAACCCUGCGAGUAUGUCCAGCGCUGCGAACAGUGAUGACGUUAUUAACGAAUGGAGUCGUCGUCAAGAAAGGGCGAUGCAUGCCGUGGCUCGUGCGCUUCACUGUGGAUCAUUCUUACCAGCGAUAAAGUGCAAUGUGGACACGUCUGCAUCCGUCUAUCUCUUUGCGCUCAUGUUUGAUGUGCUUACGGUGACGAGUGAAUGUCCUCAAUUCGGUAGCUUCCGCUUGAAUGGUUUCGGUAGUGAGUUAAUGGCACAUCUCUGGGACCACACGCUAAAGAAGCUGCCGUACAUGUUUUUUGCUGAUUGGUCGUGGCUCGACGAUCAGUUGACAACGAAGAAGAUGCCGGUGUUGGCUUUCUGUCACGUGCUGGCAAGCAUUUUGCUGUGGAAUAGUGCGAUUGAUGGUCACAGUCUAACAAAUCUGAACAUCUACGCAGCUGCUGUGAAGCACGUGCUGUCGAGACUAUGUGUGAAAGGUGAACCCGUUGACAAGUCUGCCGCAGACAGAGACUCCAGUCUUCUCCAACUUGCCGAGUGGGAGUCCAGCCGCAUUGAGCUGGUCGAUCUGGACAGUAAAUUUGCGUCAAUGCUUGGGUUGGAUGGCUUCUUUGAAGUGACGGAAGCCAUACAAAACAACAAGCUAGCAGCAGCAAGAGUACCCAGAAGUAACUAG